AUGGCAGUUCCUCAGUUCGCACUUCCUGGCGACUCGCUCGCAGCCACAUCGACACAUACACCUAGCACAGGCUCUCACGUCUUUGCCUCUACAAUUCACGCCAGUCUGGCAGGUCCCGUCACCAGCGCCGCACCCUCCAAGAAAACACCUUCGCCCACCGUUAGCGUAAAUUCAUCUACCUCGCCAUCGACCUCCUACACAGCUGCUCUACCAUCCGUCAACGACAUCAUCCUCGGCCGCAUCACACGCACAAACCCGCGUCAAGCCACCCUCGACAUCCUGGCCCUCGGUCCCACAGGCACCCUCGUGCUGCGCGAACCCUUCUCAGCCAUAAUCCGCCAACAAGAUAUCCGCGCCACUGAGAUCGACAAGGUCAAAGUCAACGAGAGUUUUCGCGUUGGCGAUAUUGUACGAGGUGUGGUGAUCAGUCUUGGAGACGAGAGGAGUUACUUUGCGAGUACGGCANAAAAUGAGUUCGGUGUUGUGUUGGCGGUUAGUGAGGGAGGAGAGCAGAUGGUGCCGGUUAGUUGGAAGGAGAUGAGGGAGGUUAACGGAGGAAAGACUGAGUUGAGGAAGGUUGCUAAGCCUGUCUGA
This is a messenger RNA of Aureobasidium musti, 594 nucleotides long. Lineage: Eukaryota; Fungi; Ascomycota; Dothideomycetes; Dothideales; Saccotheciaceae. The record is from the annotation of a GenBank genome assembly.